CCCUUCCCCGCCUCCCGGCCGCUGUGCUGUGGGCCUCUACAGCCGACAUGGGCGCCGCCGCGUGGGCACCGCCACACCUGCUGCUGCGGGCAUCUUUCCUGCUUCUGCUACUGUUGCUACCGCUGCGGCUCCCGGGCCAGUCGGCGGGCUCCUGGGACCUAGCUGGUUACCUACUCUACUGUCCCUGCAUGGGGCGCUUUGGGAACCAGGCUGAUCACUUCUUGGGCUCCCUGGCGUUUGCAAAGCUGCUGAACCGCACCUUGGCUGUACCUCCGUGGAUUGAGUAUCAGCAUCACAAGCCCCCUUUCACCAACCUCCAUGUGUCCUAUCAGAAGUACUUCAAGCUGGAGCCUCUCCAAGCCUACCACCGGGUGGUCAGCCUGGAGGACUUCAUGGAAAAGCUGGCCCCCACCCACUGGCCCCCUGAGAAGCGGGUAGCAUACUGCUUUGAGGUGGCAGCCCAGCGAAGUCCUGAUAAGAAGACGUGUCCAAUGAAGGAAGGAAAUCCCUUCGGGCCAUUCUGGGACCAGUUCCACGUGAGUUUCAAUAGGUCGGAGCUGUUCACAGGCAUUUCCUUCGGUGCCUCCUACAAAGAACAAUGGAUCCAGAGAUUUCCUCCAAAGGAACAUCCAGUGCUUGCACUGCCAGGGGCCCCAGCCCAGUUCCCUGUCCUGGAGGAGCACAGGGAACUCCAGAAGUACAUGGUGUGGUCAGAUGAGAUGGUGAGCACAGGAGAGGCUCAGAUCAGCACCCACCUCAUCCGGCCCUAUGUGGGCAUUCAUCUGCGCAUUGGCUCCGACUGGAAGAAUGCCUGUGCCAUGCUGAAGGACGGGACUGCAGGGUCAUACUUCAUGGCUUCCCCUCAGUGUGUGGGCUACAGCCGCAGCACAGCGACCCCCCUCACCAUGACCAUGUGCCUCCCCGACCUAAAGGAAAUCCAGAGGGCUGUGAAGCUUUGGGUGAGGACGCUGAAUGCCAAGUCGGUCUACAUCGCUACAGACUCUGAGAACUAUGUGCCAGAGAUCCAGCAGCUCUUCAGAGAGAAGGUGAAGGUGGUGAGCCUGAAGCCUGAAGUGGCCCAGAUUGACCUGUACAUCCUUGGCCAGGCUGACCACUUCAUUGGAAACUGUGUCUCCUCGUUCACUGCCUUCGUGAAGCGCGAGCGGGACCUCCAUGGAAGGCAGUCAUCUUUUUUUGGCAUGGAUAGACCCUCUCAGCUUCGGGAUGAAUUUUGAUCCUAUCUGGAGCCCCCCAGCCAGGCUUGGCAGCUAAGGCUGCUCCUAGGACUGCAAGCUCCUUUUCUUCCCUGCCAGGGUGGAGAACAGUACCGACUUCUAGGACUUCCUCAAGAGAAGGCAUUCCGUCCCAGGUGUGGCGCCUGUGCUCCACAG
Acomys russatus (golden spiny mouse) is the source of this 1391-nucleotide messenger RNA. RefSeq names its product protein O-fucosyltransferase 1 (gene Pofut1). Gene Ontology annotation, cellular component: endoplasmic reticulum. Gene Ontology annotation, molecular function: peptide-O-fucosyltransferase activity. Lineage: Eukaryota; Metazoa; Chordata; Mammalia; Rodentia; Muridae. The record is from RefSeq and is a predicted model, not a curated record. Gene Ontology annotation, biological process: Notch signaling pathway; regulation of Notch signaling pathway; protein O-linked glycosylation via fucose. The coding region runs from base 48 to 1235 and encodes 395 amino acids. The transcript has 7 exons.